AUGCAUGGCCACCGAGCCCCGGGGGGUGCCGGGCCUUCGGAGCCCGAACAUCCAACCACGAACCUCCCCGGCGCCGCUCCUCUGGUCACUGCCGACACGGACCCUGGAGCCUCUGAGCCCGGACUGCCGGUGCUUAGGGGCGCAGGCUCGGCUCUCGGCGGCCCCCUGGAUCCCCAGUUUGCCGGACCAUCGGACGCCAGCCUGGGCGCUGUUCCAGGCCCCCGGGUCUUACCCUGCGGCCCUAGUCCACAGCACCACAGGGCCCUACGCUUCUCCUACCACCUAGAGGGUUCACAGCCCCGGCCUGGGCUGCACCAAGGAAACCGUAUCCUGGUUAAAAGUUUGUCCCUUGACCCUGGGCAGAGCCUUGAACCUCAUCCAGAAGGUCCCCAGCGGCUUCGCUCAGACCCUGGCCCCCCUACUGAAACCCCCACUCAGCGUCCCUCACCACUGAAGCGGACACCAGGCCCAAAGCCACAAGUCCCCCCAAAGCCCAGCUACCUGCAGAUGCCCCGGAUGCCCCCCCCACCUGAGCCCAUUCCCCCUCCACCAUCACGCCCUCUGCCUGCAGACCCCCGAGUGGCAAAGGGCCUGGCCCCUAGGGUGGAGGCCAGUCCAAGUUCUGCAGCGGUAUCCUCACUGAUUGAAAAAUUUGAAAGAGAGCCUGUGAUUGUCGCCUCGGAUAGGCCAGCCCCUGGCCCCAGCCCAGGUCCCACAGAGCCAGCCAUGUUGCCACAGCCACUCCCACAGCCACCAGUGCCCCAGCUUCCUGAGAGUGAGGCCUCCCGCUGCCUGUUCCUGCUGGCUCCUGGGCCCCGGGAUGGCGAGAAGGUGCCCAACCGGGACAGCGGCAUUGACAGCAUCAGCUCACCAUCCAACAGUGAGGAGACCUGCUUCGUCAGUGAUGAUGGGCCCCCGAGCCAUAGCCUGUGUCCUGGGCCCUCUGCCCUAGCCAGUGUCCCUGUUGCUUUGGCUGACCCCCACCGGCCCGGCUCCCAGGAGGUUGAUAGUGACCUGGAAGAGGAGGACGACGAGGAGGAGGAUGAGAAGGACAGAGAAAUCCCAGUGCCCCCAAUGGAGAGACAGGAGUCUGUGGAGUUGACCGUGCAGCAGAAGGUGUUCCACAUUGCCAAUGAGCUCCUGCAAACUGAGAAGGCCUACGUUUCCAGGCUCCAUCUCCUGGAUCAGGUGUUCUGUGCCCGGCUACUGGAAGAAGCUCGGAACCGCAGUUCCUUCCCUGCUGAUGUUGUCCAUGGCAUCUUCUCUAACAUCUGCUCCAUCUAUUGCUUCCACCAGCAGUUCCUGCUGCCUGAGCUAGAGAAGCGCAUGGAGGAAUGGGACCGCUACCCGCGCAUCGGAGACAUCCUACAGAAGCUGGCACCCUUCCUCAAGAUGUAUGGCGAGUAUGUGAAGAACUUUGACCGGGCUGUGGAGCUGGUCAACACCUGGACAGAGCGCUCCACCCAGUUUAAAGUAAUCAUCCACGAGGUACAGAAGGAGGAAGCCUGUGGCAACCUGACAUUGCAGCACCACAUGCUGGAACCUGUGCAGCGCAUUCCCCGCUAUGAGCUGCUUCUCAAGGACUAUCUGUUAAAGCUGCCCCAUGGCUCCCCGGACAGCAAGGACGCCCAAAAAUCUCUGGAGCUGAUAGCCACAGCAGCAGAGCACUCUAACGCUGCCAUCCGCAAAAUGGAGCGAAUGCACAAGCUGCUGAAGGUAUAUGAGCUGCUAGGGGGUGAGGAAGAUAUUGUCAGCCCCACCAAAGAGCUCAUAAAAGAAGGCCAUAUCCUUAAGCUGUCGGCAAAGAACGGGACCACUCAAGACCGAUACCUCAUACUAUUCAAUGACCGCCUCCUUUACUGCGUGCCCAGGCUGCGGCUCCUUGGCCAGAAGUUUAGCGUGCGGGCACGCAUUGAUGUAGAUGGCAUGGAGCUAAAGGAAAGCUCCAACCUCAAUCUGCCUCGGACCUUCCUGGUGUCAGGAAAGCAGCGCUCCCUGGAGCUCCAGGCUAGGACUGAGGAGGAGAAGAAAGACUGGGUCCAGGCCAUCAACUCCACUCUUUUGAAGCAUGAACAGACGCUGGAGACCUUCAAACUGUUGAACUCAACAAACAGGGAAGAUGAAGACACACCCCCUAACUCUCCAAACGUGGAUCUUGGGAAGCGGGCACCUACACCCAUCCGGGAAAAGGAAGUCACCAUGUGCAUGCGCUGCCAGGAGCCCUUCAAUUCCAUCACCAAACGCAGGCACCACUGCAAGGCCUGCGGGCAUGUGGUUUGUGGGAAGUGCUCCGAGUUCCGGGCCCGUCUCAUCUAUGACAACAACCGCUCCAACCGUGUGUGCACUGACUGCUACGUGGCCUUGCAUGGGGUUCCUGGGAGCAGCCCAGCCUGCAGCCAGCAUACACCCCAGCGCCGGAGGUCCAUCCUGGAGAAACAGGCCUCAGUGGCUGCGGAGAACAGCGUCAUCUGCAGCUUCCUACACUACAUGGAGAAAGGUGGGAAAGGCUGGCACAAGGCAUGGUUCGUGGUCCCUGAGAACGAACCCUUGGUGCUGUACAUCUAUGGAGCCCCUCAGGAUGUGAAAGCCCAGCGCAGCUUGCCCCUCAUUGGCUUUGAGGUGGGGCCUCCUGAGGCAGGGGAGCGGCCUGACCGAAGGCACGUCUUCAAGAUCACCCAGAGCCACCUGAGCUGGUACUUCAGCCCUGAGACAGAGGAGCUGCAGCGGCGCUGGAUGGCAGUGCUUGGUCGGGCAGGCCGUGGGGACACGUUCUGCCCAGGGCCCACACUGUCUGAGGACAAGGAGAUGGAGGAGGCACCGGUGGCAGCUUCAGGAGCCACUGCUGAACCCUCUGAAGCUCCCCAGACCCGAGACAAGACCUAGAGGGUUUGGGGGGAACUGGGGCCCCCUCCCCCACACUCUAACUGCCCAUGUCCAGUUGGGGGCCCCAGGCCCCUCCCUCCCAGCUCAGUCAAUACUUGAACUCCCAUCAUGGGCACUUUCAAUCCCCAGUGCUGGGUCUUGGGUUUUUUAAUUCUUUUCACAAAACAUGGGCUUUUAAA
Lynx canadensis (Canada lynx) is the source of this 3062-nucleotide messenger RNA. RefSeq names its product FYVE, RhoGEF and PH domain containing 1 (gene FGD1). Gene Ontology annotation, cellular component: cytoplasm. Gene Ontology annotation, molecular function: metal ion binding; guanyl-nucleotide exchange factor activity. The record is from RefSeq and is a predicted model, not a curated record. The coding region runs from base 1 to 2883 and encodes 960 amino acids. The transcript is spliced from 18 exons. Gene Ontology annotation, biological process: cytoskeleton organization; filopodium assembly. NCBI's taxonomy places the organism in Eukaryota, Metazoa, Chordata, Mammalia, Carnivora, Felidae.